Messenger RNA from Prunus avium (sweet cherry), 1310 nucleotides. RefSeq names its product Tetratricopeptide repeat (TPR)-like superfamily protein. Gene Ontology annotation, biological process: RNA modification. Lineage: Eukaryota; Viridiplantae; Streptophyta; Magnoliopsida; Rosales; Rosaceae. Gene Ontology annotation, molecular function: RNA binding; protein binding. The record is from RefSeq and is a predicted model, not a curated record.
AUGGCUAGAGGAGAAAAUUCUCAAUGAGAACUUCCCUGCAAAUUGGUAUGGUGAAAAUAAAGGGACAUUCGAAACUUUUAUUUUAGUAGUGUUAGGCUGCUGGCAUAAUAUACAGCUUUUAAGCUCAGAUCAGCAAUCAACAUAUCAGAUUAACAAAAGGAAAGGAAAAAGCUCAACAAUCAAUAGUGGCAGCUAAGCUUCAUGGGCUUUGUUCACACGAAUGAAUGGAAUUCUCCUUCACGCCUCUUUCAGUUUCAGGAAGAAGCUUUCUCAAUCUAUUUUACAAACACAUUCAUCACACUCUAAGCCAUUCUUCUCUUCUCCCAACCUCACACGAACAUCGCAGAAAACCAAGAAGCUACACAACGCUCUUAGAGUUCUCGACCUCAUCACCCCAAAGCCAACCCUCACUGCGCGUCGCGGCCAAGGCCAUCUUCGGCUCAUUCAGGACUUUCUACAGUCAGAUUCCGAACACUUCAGCAAUGCCUCUGCUUUCUCUGAUUCAAAUUCGCCAAUAAAAAUCUCAACUUUGUUCGAUGAACUGUUUGAUUCUAGCUCUGUUGAUUCUCCAUCAUGCGCAGAAAGGUUUCGGAUUGAUGCAAGCGUUUUGUCACAUGCCAUAAGCUCAUGUGGGUCUUCUCGUAAUCUCCAUAGUGGGAUUCAGUAUCACUGUGCAGCAAUAAGAAGUGGGCUUGUGGCCAAUGUUUAUAUUGGAAGCUCUUUGGUGAGCUUUUAUGGUAGAUGCAGCGAGUUACAGAAUGCCUAUCAUGUUUUCGAGGAAAUGCCUGUGAGAAAUGCGGUGUCAUGGACAGCCAUUAUUUCAGGGUUUGCACAAGAGUGGCACGUUGAUGUGUGCUUGCAGCUUUUCAGUGAGAUGAGACAUUCUUCAAAACCCAAUGAUUUUACGUAUGCAAGUAUUCUGAGUGCUUGCACAGGCAGUGGAGCUCUUGGGCAUGGAAGAAGUGUUCAUUGCCAAACCAUUCGGAUGGGGUUCAAUUCGUACAUUCACAUUGCUAAUGCUCUUAUCUCAAUGUACUGCAAAUGUGGGGAUGUUAAAGAUGCGCUUUACAUAUUCAAAAAUUUGGAUGGCAAAGAUAAUGUAUCUUGGAACUCCAUGAUUGCAAGGUAUACAUGCCCAGCACAGCCUUACAUCGCAGCCUUUCGUCCUGUAGGGUUCAUGGAAGUGUGUGGAUUGGCAUUGAGGCUGCAGAUAGCAUGGCAAACCUGUACAAUUGGAGCCAGAGUGUGGUUAUACCCAUGUGCAAUUGGCAAACCUGUAUGUUAGCGUGGGAUGCUGGGACGGGGCAGCA